AUGAGUGCCAAUAAGUACGCCAAUCUCCCAGAUAUUGAUACCGCCCCCGAUGUGUACGAAACGGAGGACGUGUUCCCGUCGUCUAACGACAAUAAAGGCGACUCCAGCGAUGAUGAGUUGAACGUGGCCGCUCGUUCGCAUGGAAGAGGAAAGAAUGCAGAAGCCUCGGGGAGGGAAGAGAUCGAUUCCAACAAUCUUAUGGAGAUGGAGGAGGCCAGCAGAAAAUUCAGGAAAGCCGAGAGAAAACAACAUCGACCGCGGAUACUGUAUGCAUAUCCUCCCUCACCUACGUCGCCCACAUCGGCGUCCGAGACACCAGCAAUCCCGCUCUCUCAGCGGCUACGAGUCAUUGAAGCGAUGCUUGCCGAGGUGGAGACGGAGUUGGCCGACCCAUCAAAUCCAUUGCUCAAGCAGGAGAAGGACGUCGAGCCUGGUGACCUGAACAGACGCAUGGUGGAUGCGAAGGGACGGCUGGAGAAGAUAAGCAAGUUAAAGGAAGGCCGGGGAAAGUUGGUGAGCGUUGUUCUCGGAGAAGAAGAGAAGAAAGACAAGGACGAAGCCGACAAGGAGAAGGAACGAAGAAGUAAGCCCGACAGUGACGACGGCGUUAUGGUAGAGGUUGAGGAGAAGGGUAAGACCCCCGACAUCAAGGACAUUUCUGAGAUGGACCGCCGCGUCGGUGAACUGGAGAAGACCAUGGGCUCUUCGACCGCUUCGUUGGAUGAGCUGUCCCCACUGCCACUCCCGCUCCUGCCGCUGCUGACUCGUCUUAACUCCCUAUUGACACUUCUCACGCAACCGCGUCAUGUCGACGCUAUCGCUCGCCGUAUAAAACUCCUUCUCUCAGAUUUCGACCGCCUCUCUAGCAUAAGCGCCCAACAGCACGGCGGGCAGCGCCGCCAGUCUUCACACCCCCAUGUUGGCGCAGCGUCCUCUCCGCAUCCCAACACAGCACCUGCACCCACUGUGCCGGCGCCAAGCCCGCUCCCAGACCAACUCACUCCUAUCCUCACGCGCCUCGCUCCCCUCCUCCCGCACAUCCCCCAUGUCCUUACGCGCCUCCGCACGCUGUCCGCCUUACACACGUCUGCGGCGUCGUUCCAGAGCACGCUCGAGGGCCUCGAGGAGGAGCAGCGCAGGAAGCACUCGGCGCUCGAGGAGCUGGAGCGUGCAGUGCAAGGAGUGGAGACCAGCAUGAAGGACAACGAGAGCAUGGUGAAGACGAAUGUGAACGAGAUAGAGGAAAGGGUGGAAAGUGUCGGACGGAGGAUCGAGGAGCUGCAUGUCAGCAGCUGA
Messenger RNA from Sparassis crispa, 1296 nucleotides. RefSeq lists its product with no specific name. Gene Ontology annotation, cellular component: dynactin complex; cytoplasm. The transcript is spliced from 5 exons. NCBI's taxonomy places the organism in Eukaryota, Fungi, Basidiomycota, Agaricomycetes, Polyporales, Sparassidaceae. Gene Ontology annotation, biological process: mitotic spindle organization. The coding region runs from base 1 to 1296 and encodes 431 amino acids. The record is from RefSeq and is a predicted model, not a curated record.